Molecule: messenger RNA, 396 nt
Organism: Rangifer tarandus platyrhynchus (Svalbard reindeer)
Lineage: Eukaryota; Metazoa; Chordata; Mammalia; Artiodactyla; Cervidae
Source: the annotation of a GenBank genome assembly
AUGGACCACAGCACACCAGGCCUCCCUGUCCAUCACCAACUCCCGGAGCCUACCCAAACUCAUGUCCAUCAAGUCAGUGAUGCCAUCCAACCAUCUCAUCCUCUGUCAUCCCCUUCUCCUCCUGCCCUCAAUCCUUCCCAGCAUCAGGUGGCCUUUUUGAAUGAGUCAGCUCUUCGCAUCAGGUGGCCAAACUCUUGGAGUUUCAGCUUCAACAUCAGUCCUUCCGAUGAACACUCAGGACGGAUCUCCUUUUUACUAAUUUCUAUUGCAGUGGAGUUGCUUUACGAUGUUGUGUUGCUUUCUGCUGUACAGCAAAGUGAAUCGUCUGUCUGUAUACAUGUGUCCCCUUGUUGUUGGACUUCCUUCCCAUUCAGGCCCCCGCAGAGCGCUGAGUAG